AUGCGAUCCUUCAUAAAUGCACAUAGAAAGUCUGAUUCAGCAGACUUGACUAAUAGUGGUUCUGGCUCCAGAGGGGCACACACUUCGAACACAGCUGGGGGCAGUACGACUCCACCUUCAUCACUACCACCCCAAAGACGCAGCAUUGAUAAUGGUAUAGAUCCUUUCAGUAAUAUUACUGCCCAAGAACUGUUGGAGACGACGCCUCCUCCAUCGAUUCAUCGUAAAUCUAUAUCUCCUUCGAAACAUUCACCUACUUUUGAAUCUUUCCAGAGACUAGCGAACAAAACGAUACUUACGGCUAAACUUUUUAAAAGAACAUCGAAUUCCAACUUGAACGGUUCUUACACUGCGUCGGCUAACGCUAAUCAUGGAAGCCCGCCAGCAUCGUCCGGUGUCGGAUAUAAAAAAGCCAUCACUCAUAGUCCACCAUCAUCACACGGGCCUGUAGCGAAUGCGAACGAUGGAAACACCCUAUUACCAGCAUUAAAUAGCGAUGGUUUUGAGGAGAUGCCAGCAAUAAAGGGUACGAUAACGCAUUCUUGGGGAUCUACGGACUUGAUGAACGACCAUACACAGGUUAUAAAGUUGAAUGAAGGCCUAUCACAACCUGUAAGACAGCCUAAAAGCAAGGAACAACGACAUAGCUUAAACGGUGGGCGUGAAGAGGUGCUAGAUAUCAAAAGAGACAAACCGUAUCGUGAGUCUCUUCAAAGCAACGAGACAACUCCUCGGACUAAAGCAAAGGAACAAAAGUAUAAAAACCGACAAGCAAGAAUCCAUUCUGAUGUAGACUUUGUCAAUUUCAAAAAUACCGUUACUGAUAAGAACUUGGAUGAAAUUUCAAAAGUAGAGCUGCCCCAGAUAACUAUUCAAGAACCAAUAAAACGCGAAAGGACAGAUAUUACGCGAAGAAAACUCCGACUGAAAAGGACACAAAGUAGGGAACCAGCCAGUGACGAAGAGGAACAUCCAAAUGAAACUUUAAGUGGAAGUUCAGACGAAGAAUCAACGACAGACUCUGAAUUUUCUUUCGAGGUAUCCAAAUUAAACGGUAGGACCUCUUCAGUAAAAUACUAUCCAAAACCCGAAGAUGAGGAAGUAGAAGGCGAGAAAGUUUAUAUUGACGAUCUAUAUGAGGAUGAGAACUUUGAUGAAGACAUGAACUUGGACAAUGACAAUAUUCUUGAGGAACUCAAGGCUCUUGCAAGGAAAUCACAAAAUGUGCUUGGCGUAAGGGAUACUUCUUUACAAGCCAAUGAUGUCAUCUCACCGCAAAAUGAUCCUGCAGUGAAUACACCCCAUACAGCAGAAGAUGAAGGAGGCAUCCCUUCCACUUUAGAGAGUAGGAAUAAAAAUAUUUCGAAGUAUGAUGAUCUUUUUGACCUCUCCGAUGACGAAAAUAAUGAAAACACGAGCGAAGACAUUUCUACAAAUACGCAAGCUUUUCGAACUGCCAGUGAAACACCAAAAGAUAUAUCUACUACGAAGAUAAGCUCGUACAAUGAUCUAUUCAGUUUAUCUGAUGACGAAGAUAGCUCAGACGUCCAGUCUCACAAAUCUGAGGUGGCUAUCAAUGACAACACGGAAGGAUACAACGGCGCAAAACCAUUAAAACCUUCAAUACCUUCUGCUCCACUCAAGAAAUACGGCGAUCUUUUUGCUUUAUCUGAUGAUGACAGUGAUGAGCCUCUAAGCGAAGAAAACGAACUUGUAACAGAUUCAUCACCUAAACCAUGGAUGCUCCUUAGUAAACAGAAACCGUAUAUCCCACCGCAUAGUACUCACCAGACUGAAAGGAAAGAAGAGGGCUCGAAAGUAAUGUACCGAGAUUUGUUUGAAUUAUUUGAUGACGAAAACGAUCAGCACCUUACUGUUCCUUCCCCAAACAGGCAAAUACCAGACCCCCUUUCGAAAGACUCCAGUUUGCACGAGGUGCUUCUCAACCUAUCUGAAGAGACUACCCUUCAGACCCCGUUUCAGCCUUCUCAUGUAUUUUCACCGCACCGUGAACUGAGAAGUCCUACCCCCCAGAGCCUGCCACCCCCCGCUCGGUCUCAUGGACUGAAAUAUCAUGAUUUGAGUUGUAAUUUGGAUUCUGAAGUGCCAGACUCAACCCGAUUUUUGUACUUUAUUGAUGAGACAGAAGAAGAUGAAUACAAUAACCAAAGAAAGGCAUUGAAAGAUGACGAAUAUGACUUGGAUGAAAUUAAUAUCGUCCCCGAAGACUAUGAGUUUGGCGAAACAGGCACUCGACGUAGCACACUAAGAUCUAGAUCUCGCAAUAAUUAUGGCACAUCCCCGAUGAGUUUUAAGGCUACGCAUAGUUAUCAAGGGAAACCCAUCGGCGCCUCGAAAGAAACUACCCCCAUUAACAGUAGACUGGAACUUAGUGAUAAAACUGUCACAUUUUUUGACAGUGACCAUUUAACGCAAAGUAUACAAGACAACAAAACUCCGCCGCAUUCACCAACAUUAUCGCCAACCGACGACUCUAUCAGCACCCCUACUUCUAAUACGUAUCCAAAACCCUCGCCAAACUACUCAUCCACAAGUUGUCAUUUUUUGAGUCCCAUUCAGGAGUCUCCCACAAUGACUAACUCCCCUAGGGGAAAUAAAUAA
Messenger RNA from Huiozyma naganishii CBS 8797, 2622 nucleotides. It is a transcript of the gene ZRG8, whose product is annotated as Zrg8p. The transcript has a single exon. Bases 1 to 2622 code for a protein of 873 amino acids. NCBI's taxonomy places the organism in Eukaryota, Fungi, Ascomycota, Saccharomycetes, Saccharomycetales, Saccharomycetaceae. The record is from RefSeq and is a predicted model, not a curated record.